Prosopis cineraria is the source of this 2316-nucleotide messenger RNA. Its product is annotated as glucan endo-1,3-beta-glucosidase 14-like. The coding region runs from base 176 to 1291 and encodes 371 amino acids. Gene Ontology annotation, biological process: carbohydrate metabolic process. The record is from RefSeq and is a predicted model, not a curated record. Gene Ontology annotation, molecular function: hydrolase activity, hydrolyzing O-glycosyl compounds. The transcript is spliced from 2 exons. Gene Ontology annotation, cellular component: plasma membrane. Lineage: Eukaryota; Viridiplantae; Streptophyta; Magnoliopsida; Fabales; Fabaceae.
CAAGCAAAACUCCCUUUCAUUCAACCCACCAAACACAAAACCUCUCUGCCUCUCAAAUAUUCAACCAAGAAAAGAAAGGAAUUCCCUUGCCACACACUAGAGCUCUUUAUCUAUCCUCUCUCUCACCAUUUUGGAAUUCUGCAAUCUCAGAAUCUCCUUUCUUUACAAGCUUACAAUGGUUACAUUUAUCAGAAGAAUCAUUGUCAGCUACAUUUUCCUGGCGUUAUGUCUCUUUGCAGGAACAGGGCUUUUCCAAGGUGCAAUGUCGUUUGGAAUCAACUAUGGUCAAGUUGCCAACAAUUUGCCACCACCAGACAAAGUUAUGGAGCUUUUGAGCUCCCUUAAGCUCACAAAAGCAAGAAUCUACGACACCAAUCCUCAGGUGUUAACUUCUUUUGCUGAUUCCAACGUUGAGCUCAUUGUAACUGUGGAAAACGAAAUAUUAAGCCAGUUGGGUGACCCUCAACAAGCCCUUCAAUGGGUGAGCACCCACAUCAAACCGUACCUACCGGACACAAAGAUCACAGGGAUUCAAGUAGGAAAUGAGGUCUACAGUGAUGACGACAUGAACCUCGUUCAGUAUUUAGUACCGGCCAUGGUUAACAUUGAUAAUGCUCUAGCUCAGCUAGGUAUAGGCUCAAACAUCCAUGUUUCAACACCUUCUUCCUUAGCAGUGCUUCAGGAAUCUUACCCUCCUUCAGCUGGCAGUUUCAAAAGUGAGAUUUCGGGGAUCAUGAACCAGCUUUUGAACUUCCUGUCGAGCACCAAGUCACCUUUUUGGAUCAAUGCCUACCCUUAUUUCGCUUACAAAGAUAACCCAACAGGGAUUUCUUUGGACUAUGCAUUGUUUAAUCCUAAUGCAGGGAUGGUUGACCCCAACACCCGCCUGCACUAUGAUAAUAUGCUGUACGCUCAAGUAGAUGCGGUCAUAUUUGCCAUGGCUAAACUGGGCUUUAAUGGGAUAGAGGUUAGGGUAUCAGAAACUGGCUGGCCAUCAAAAGGAGACCUUAAUGAAGCUGGUGCAACAGUUAUAAAUGCAGCAACUUACAACAGAAAUUUGUUGAGAAGGCAAAUGGCAAAUGAAGGGACACCUCUAAGGCCUCGAAUGAGGCUGGAAGUAUACCUAUUUGCUUUGUUCAACGAGGACAUGAAGCCUGGACCAACCUCAGAAAGAAACUAUGGCCUCUUUCAACCUGACGAGUCCAUGGCUUACAAUGUAGGGCUAUCUGCUCUCUCAACCACUUCAUCAACUUCAAUUUCGCUUACCUCCUCCGCCGCUAAGACAAGGUAAAACGAUAAGUUCGUUGUUUUCACCUUUAUAAAAGGUUAAUUUAGCCGAUAGCAGAACUAAUAGGGUACAAAGAGAAAAUGUAUAGUCCACAAUUAAGAUACGUGAAUGUCAAUGUAAAGCAGGAUUUAUAUAUGGUUCUCAUAUACACUCGUGUAAUUAUAUAUUUUCAACAAAUAAAAAAAAUCUUAUUACUUGUUAGUUUGCCCACAAUUGUUAUUCAUAUGCUUUUUAUGUCAAUCGGAUUAUAUUCUAAUAUCCUUUCCUCCUCACAUUUUACUGUGAAACAGGCAGCUCCAAUGGAAUACAGGAUUUUGGUCUUCUGGACGAUCGUGUGUUCGAUGACCUCAGCCCUUUUUGCGAGAACAACAUUAUAGGCCUAUGGGGUUACCCAUGCAUAUACAAACAAGAACAGUGGGGAUUUUACUUCCUUCAAGUCGCAAAACAGAGACUUUGCUCAAAACAGAGGCACUUCAAGAAAGACGCGAGUUACCCUAUUUUGCAGAAAUAGGGACCAAUACACUUUCCAGACGAUGGAGGCUACAAAAUCAUCCAUGUUGUAAAGGAAAAGAGGAUCCGAAUAGGAACAUCAUGCUAUUACAAGUCACUUUCCUUCGACAAGCAUGUGGUGGUGACGUGAAAUUGAACAUAUUUUUAGGGAGAUAAGGGACAAAAUCCAUGUCAUUCUUUAUUUCAGGAUGAUGUAGAAGAAUAAGUUCUAGUUUCGGUUUACUUACUUAAAAUCAUCAACUAGGACAUGAAUUUGUAUGUUGCUGAUCAUGUAGAGUUAAUUCCAUUCAUGCAACGAAGAAAAAAAGUUGCAGCUUGAGGAGAAAGUGUUGUCGAAGCUAGCCUUGUCUGCCUUAUGUCUCAACUCAUUGGUUGGUAGGAAAAGCUCCUUUGGGGACGUGGAAUCCAUAACUGUUCCUAUUUGUGUAUAUAUAAAUACAAAGAUUACUAUUUCUACACUCUUUUCCCCCCUCACCAAGUAUCUUGCAUAAAAGUUCAAUAAAAAUAUGAUUUCAUUA